Hevea brasiliensis (rubber tree) is the source of this 518-nucleotide messenger RNA. RefSeq lists its product as uncharacterized. The record is from RefSeq and is a predicted model, not a curated record. The coding region runs from base 1 to 315 and encodes 104 amino acids. NCBI's taxonomy places the organism in Eukaryota, Viridiplantae, Streptophyta, Magnoliopsida, Malpighiales, Euphorbiaceae. The transcript has 2 exons.
AUGCUAUUUUUAAUAUAUAUCCAGAACCUUCAGCAACAAGUAAAUACAACUUGCAUUCAGAGCAAAGAUACUAUCAAUGGUGAGGAGGAGAAAAUCUAUCCUGAAGGAUGUGAUGCGAAUGAUUGCUGUGGGACUGUUAUACAGCAUGGUCUUCCUGAUAGCCCCUUUGCUCCUACAAAGUCACUGGGGAAUCAAGGUCGAUUCUCCCCUCCUUUGGCAGAACUUAAAGAAAGCACCAAGUUCUCUGGCACUUCGUCUUCUGAAAUUAGUGCAUCAAUGCCCAUGAAUUCUACAAGUGAUGUGGCUUCUCAUUGAUGAUGUGAAAUGCUAAGGUGCAUCCUUGCCUUAAUUUGCUAUUUUUCUAUAAUUCUACCCUCCUACACAUUCACUGGUAAGGUUGGUGAUUCUGAUUCAUUGCUACUUUGUUUCCGAUAAUUUUUUUUUUCUUUUUGCUGGACAUGAAGGUAUUCAUGUAAGUAAUAAAGAUUCGCAUGACCAAACAGAUCAACCUUGCUAGG